AUGUCGUCAGCUCUGGAAUCCUCGGCCGUAUCGAACGAUGUCCAUCAUCCGGGCGAGGCCUCGAAAGACCAGGAAAGUUCAAUCCCGCAAUUAGAUACUCUUAUCUCACACCUAGUCGCAGCGAAGCGAUCGCUGUCCUCCAUCAAUCACGUUUGGCGAGCCAAUGAGAUUGUCACUGCCGCUCGCUCCGCAUUGGAGGAAAGUGUCAUAGUCUCUGCACGUACAGGUUUUCUCCGACGUGGGCUCAACAAUCAGCUCCGACUUCUCUAUAGCGUUCGCUCUGAGGUGGAAGAGAUAUCCCUUCGGGGCAGAUCGGAGUUUGCCGGUGUUUUGAAGGAUCUGGACGCAGCUGGUGCCCGUCUGAGAAAGACCUUAGGUCUCUUACAAGGGACCAUUGUUCAUCCUUCCUUUCGUCCGGAUGGUGAAGACCAGAAAAGCUUACACGAUUUCGUUGAUGAGCGUGGUGUCGACGAGCUUCAUGCAGCUUUGAAGGCUUCGAUUGACCGCACGAAUGCUGCUCAGCUAGAUCUGGAUUCUUCCAAUUAUGCUUUUGACAACGAGCUUCAAGCAAUCAAGAAAGCCCUGGGCAACUACCGGGAGGUUACAAAGUUAGCCUCCUCGCGCUCCUCUUCAUCUUCAUCGCCAUCUGCCUCAAACUCUAGCCUGCCUAAUCUGUCCUCAAUGCCAUCAAUGCUGCAUUCACUCGAGAUGCAUGCACAGGAAAUGGCUAACCUGCUGGAGUCAUUGGUCCGACACUUUGAUCUGUGCGUCACUGCCGUCAAGCACACGGAAGGCGGAGGCGCUGCGGCACAGACCAUCACAGGUGAUAUGCCGGCUGGGGUCAAUGUCAACGGUCGAGGUGGCCCUAACAUUGAAGAAGAAAUUAAUGCUCACUUGAAUGCUCCUCUGGAUCCCCUGAGUGAAUCUGGAUACUUGGAGAUGGUCAGCGUUCUCAUGAAAGACGCUGCUGAGGCUGAGGACGUUGUAAUGGAAAUCCAGGAUCGCAUAGGCGAGAUGGAGUCUGUUCUGGAAAGCAUUAUCUGUAGUCGGGACAAUCUACUUUCUGUUUAUAAUGCCACGACGGAGAUUUUCGGUCAUAUCUCGUCGCUGGCCUCUGUGCGUCUUCCCAGCUAUAUUGCCCAGGCACACAAUUUCACACGUGUAUGGAAUGAGGAGCAUGAUCGCAUCAAUGGUGGUCUUGCAGAUCUCUCUGACCUUAGUUCACUGUACGAUGGCUUUCUGGAAGCAUACGACAGUCUCAUUCUGGAAGUCUCGCGGCGGAGACAUGUACGACAACGUGUUGAGAAAGUGCUGCGUGAUGCAAAGCACAAGCUGGACCAGCUCUACGAGGAGGAUGUCAAUGCCCGCGAAGCAUUCCGAGUGGAGCAAGGAGACUAUCUACCAUCGGAUAUCUGGCCUGGCAUUGGCUGCGAACCCAUGCGAAUUGAGUUCCAACGCAUUUUCGGUGGCUCUUUGAAACCCGAGGAUGGUGAGCCGUCUGAGGCGCACGCUGAAUCCACCGUCCGGACUAGCGAUGAGCAGCACCCACCAGCGGCAGCAGAAGAGCUUGUCGCCGAUGAUGAAGUCAUUCCCGACCUACCCAAGUCACUUGUCGAACAAGCUCUUGCUCGUUUGCAGGCAAGGAGCAAGCAAGUCGCCUAG
Aspergillus saccharolyticus JOP 1030-1 is the source of this 1662-nucleotide messenger RNA. Its product is annotated as autophagy-related protein 17. The transcript has a single exon. Bases 1 to 1662 code for a protein of 553 amino acids. Gene Ontology annotation, biological process: piecemeal microautophagy of the nucleus; autophagy of peroxisome; autophagosome assembly. Lineage: Eukaryota; Fungi; Ascomycota; Eurotiomycetes; Eurotiales; Aspergillaceae. Gene Ontology annotation, cellular component: Atg1/ULK1 kinase complex; phagophore assembly site. The record is from RefSeq and is a predicted model, not a curated record. Gene Ontology annotation, molecular function: molecular adaptor activity; protein kinase activator activity.